Molecule: messenger RNA, 615 nt
Organism: Pseudocercospora fijiensis CIRAD86
Lineage: Eukaryota; Fungi; Ascomycota; Dothideomycetes; Mycosphaerellales; Mycosphaerellaceae
Exons: 2
Coding region: 1-615 (204 amino acids)
Molecular function (GO): gamma-glutamylcyclotransferase activity
Source: RefSeq, a predicted model, not a curated record
AUGAAUAAGCAGACCAUCUACUUUGGCUACGGCUCCAAUCUUUGGCUCUACCAAAUGCGCCAACGCUGCCCUACGUCCAGGUAUCUUGGCAUCGCCAGACUGAAGGGCUAUAGAUGGAUCAUCUAUGGUCGAGGCUACGCAAAUAUUGUCGAGAUCGCAGGCGACAAGCAAUCGAGCUCCGAACACGACGACAGUGAAGAGGUGUGGGGCUUGGUGUACAGCUUGGAAGAAGAGGACGAGCGUCGCCUUGACAGGAACGAAGGCGUUCCUGUCGCUUAUCAAAAAGAGCUGAUCGAAUGUGAAUAUUGGGCAUCUGCAAAGAACCGCCGGUCUGGUCGACCGGAUACCUCGAAAGAUCCACACAAAGUCGACAUGCUUGUCUACAUAGACCGCAUGCGGACUGAGCCCUCCGAGCCGAAGGAAGAGUACAUCUACAGGAUGAACAUGGGUAUUCACGACGCGCUGUACGAAGGAGUGCCGAAAGACUAUGUGGAACAGGUCAUGCGGAAAUUCAUUCCGGAGAGAAACGAAGAGCCCUUGAUCGAGGUAGCAAGAAGACCGGCGCUGGAAUUUGAGGACGAGGACAGUGAUGGCGGUGGAGACGAGGAGCUCUGA